Messenger RNA from Cladocopium goreaui, 4629 nucleotides. Lineage: Eukaryota; Dinophyceae; Suessiales; Symbiodiniaceae. The record is from the annotation of a GenBank genome assembly.
AUGGAAGACAAUGACUUGGGCAAUCCGCAGCUGGCGGAAGAGCCAUUGGUAUGGAGGCACCCGCAGGAGCCCAUCCUGACCGUCGAGGGCUCCACGCAUUUGGUGUUUCUGCAAGGCAAAUAUCCGUCCAAAGUAGCUUAUCGCGAAGGCCAGGGAACUAUUUUGUUCUGGGACCUUGGCUAUCUUUGGGAUGUUUUUCGUGAAGAAGCUGAAGAGCGUCAAAGCUCCAAAUUUCUCAACGACUUUAAACGCCUUGCCAUGUGUGAUGAGUUGGAGAAUGAGCUUCACAUUCGGGGCAAGGUGGACAGGCCAAAUGCUUUGAGCGCAAACUGUGCGGCAACUGGUUUGGUCUUGACAUACUUAAGUCGAGUGGCUGAUGUUACGCGCACUACUUCGAAAAUGCAAUUAGCUUUGGGCUACCUCAGGUUCGUCGUUGGACUGGCUGUGGACUUGUCUUGGGAAAAUAGGGGCUUGGACCUGGGUGACAUGGUAGAUUCAGCUGGAAUGGUCACCAAUUUCCAACAGCUUCUUCGGCAAAAGCAUUUAGCCGUGGUGGACGCGUGGAGACAGCAAUGGGAGUCCAUGAGGGAGCAGUUGUCCACGUCUUGGCCAGAGGGCAAUGAUCAGCCCUUGCCUUUGCUGGAUGUAGCCAUGUUUUUGACUUUGGCCAAGAGAAUCAGAAGAUCCCAAGGAAAACAACGCUGGAAGAAGAUAAGCGGUGAUUUAGUGGAAUCCUUGUUGAAACAGCUUCUGAAAGGUCUUGCAGAUGUUCUCCACAUAAAGAUUCUUUCGAAUUUGCAGCUCUACCGCGCUGGCCCUGAUGUGCAGCUCCCUUCGCGCAGAUAUUCCAGGCAACUCGAAGAAGCGGAUGAACAAGCAAUUGUGGGAGAGAGCGGUGCCAUUGGAAACAGUCCUGGCAAGAAGGUUACCAAACGAUUGCAUCCCAACGAGGUGUGGGACUUGGUAUGUCAAGCUCAAGAUGAGCACCUUAGCUUGCAUCGGUUGGCCAAAGUGAAACGCGGUGGCUCCGCAGGGUCUGCUUGUGCUUGGCAGAACAAGCUGCUGAGCAUGUACUUUGCACGUACGCAAUUGUUGUUCAAGUUUUCCCGACAUCUGACACUUAUCACAGAUGGAAGCACCCACGGAGGCCGCAACACAAUUGUUACUGUAGCCUUUGAUCCUCUCUUGAACACUGCGGGAUUUGCCCCGUGCCAAGCCCUGUCAGCAGCCAAGUGCGUUGGCCCUGGCGAGUUCGAUGUCGAAGAUGAUGUUGAGCGGCUUCUGGCUAGACGAGAAGCGGACCGUGUAAGCAGCUACCGGCUGCUCCAAUCGUUGAGCUACCAGAUCUACCUCAUCACAGCUGGGAACUUGGAUUUAGAAUGUUUUCAAGUACCAGUGACCUUCAGCAAAGCCCUCCAACGAAUGAAGCCUGGUUGGAGACGAGUGGUGUUAAACAAUGGCAACCUCAGAAUCUUGUUCUCAGAUGGCAGCUCGGAGAUCUUUGAUGUGAACAUGGCAGUGAACACUUUGCCAUCGCUAACUGUGAUGCAAGACCAGGGAUCUGUCGGCGCAGCAGGAUUUGCGUUUCUGCUGGACCAAGGGUUCAUGAUACACACAGAGUUCGACAAAUUCCAUCGCCUGCAACGGGACAUGAGAUUGAGCCAGGAGCGGUCUGCCCAAGCUUGCUUGAUGCAGGCUCAGGCUGCAUCUCAGUACUGGUUUGGGGUGAACUACAAACCCUAUGGCAGUGGAGCCUUUUUUGUUGAAAAAACAGAGGCGCUACAAACCUUUCUCCGUUCCGUUUGUGUUGAUGACCCUGUCGUCCAGGAAUACAUUGACCGCGUUGGCGCAGACUUCCAAAUGCCUACUGUCACGUUUGAAGAUCAGCAAGCUGUCUUGGAUUCUUUGUGGCAAAACCUUGUUUCGUGGAGGCUUAAGUCUGAAGCUCCCGAAUCGAGCAGGUGGUUUUCGUGGCUAUCUGCUGCGCAUCUCCAAAUGAGAGAAUGGUGGGCCUCACGUAUGGUAUUGCGGUGGUACUUGCCAGAAGCAGAGGAUCCUGACAGAGAAGACGCAAAAAAGUUUCAAGAACUGAAAAAGUCUGGAGUUGGCGGGCUCCACUUGGGAUUCCAAUGUUUAUCCGAAAGAUAUUGGGAGAAUUGCAUGAUUUUGUUGGUGGCGGGUAGGCCUCUGUGGUCUUACUACUCCGAGCAAGUCGAAGAAAUUCAAAAUGCCGAAGAUGGAUUCAAAUAUGCUUUGCACAUGGAAGCCAACUGGCAGGCAUGCGCUCAACUGGUGGAACUCGCCGCCUUGGUUUCUACAGCUGGAAAAGAUGAAUGGAAACCGGUUGCCAGAUGGGCAAUCGAUGAACAAGAUUUUUCCUCGAAAGCUUGGACUUAUGUGGUUGACCUUUUGGAGCACAGGGCAGGAAGUUUGGCAAAACAUUCCUCGGGGUGUGCAGCCUAUGCUUCGCUGGUGGAAGGGUCUGCCGCUGGCCUGUGCAAAUUCAAAACAGACUUCUGCUUACUCUUGAGCCUCGAAGGAUCAACCGCAGACUCUGGCUCUCUGCUGGAAGACCUACAUUUGGUUUUUUCCGCGCCCCUACGUUUGGUGGCAACUGCGCUUGAAGUCCAUGGUUGGGAGCUUUCUGCGAGAACUGUGCCUGCUGUGCAGAUGCUUCGCUCGAUGGUCUUCAGUGUUCCAGACAGCAAAUUGAUUGAAGAUGUGCACCAGAGGUUACGAAACGCUCAAAAGGCUCGACCAAAUGACAGAAUGACGCCCGCGUGUGUGCAGCAAAUCUGCAAUCAUUGCAAUGUGUUGGACAGCAGGAAGAUUCGACACGGCCCAGUCAUCACAAGGAAGGUUUUUUUGGAAAACCUUCGCAAAACAAAUCGCCAUUUCCAGCCUCGCAAGCAUGGCAGACCGCGCAAUCACAAACUUCAUGCGAAAUUUGGUCACAUCAUGAAGAACCGAACUUGGCCUGCUCUCACAGAACCAGCUUUGGUUAGAUCAUCUGCUGCUUGGUCUUGGUUGCGUUACUACUCAGCAGAAAAGCUUCAGGAUUCGAUGAUUCGCAUCAAGGCUGGCCAGCUGAAUCUGCUGUGCUUUACUGGUCUCGUGAUCAACCGUGUAGAUGAUGCAGCUGGUCGCUAUUACUUGAUUCUGAACCAGCAUCAGUGGAGCACAUUGGUCUGGCCCCUGAAGGUGAUUGACAACAUUGAUGUCCACCCUCGUUGGACUUGGCGCUAUUGUUUCAACCCAGACUUGCAAGUUCAAUGGCUUUGCGUCUUUGACCCGGAGUACUAUGAAGUGCAACCGACGAAGGCCUGGUGGUGUGAUGAGCAAGGCUUAGUCUUGGUGCAGACUGGUGAUCCCCAGCCUUUGGUCAAAUAUGUCUUGUUGGAGAAAACAAAGGAGCUCACAAACAAGUCACUGCAACUGAUUGCAGAAGGCAUGGGGAUUGAGAAACCGCAAAAAAUGACUCGAACAAGUCUACUACAGAUCUUAGCGGGGCAGCAAGGCAACAGCUUCUAUGUGGAUUCGGUGCUUGAAAGGGAUAGCAAAGAUAAACCACAGAAACAAAAAAUUCCAGAUGAGUUCACAGAUUUUGUGGAUGCGUUGUUCGGCCAGAUGGAUUCAGAUGAACGAGUAGAUUUUCUAGGCCUUCAAAAGACGAAAGAUGAAGACUCUCCUGUCCAAAAGAGGAAACAGUGGAAUAAGUGGCUCAAAGAGAAACUGGCAGAGAAACAGGCUAAGAAAGCGAAGCGGCAGGCCAAAGCAAAGGCCAAAGGCAAAGCGAAAGCCAAGAGCGCUCGCAAACGUAAGAGAGAUGAUGAGGAUGAUUCUGCCCAUCAUGAUGAUGAUGCAGAUUUGGCUCGUCCAGAUGCCGGUGUGUCAGUGUCUGACUGUGGCGGGCAAGAGCCAGAGCAACUUGGUUCUGCUUCGCCCCAGCAGAAAGAUUCUACUGCAGAUGGUGGUUUUGACUUUGGUCCUGCAGCGAGUGAAUCGAAUCAUGAACUUGUGUCUGUGGGCAUUGAUGCAGUUGGUGGGUUGGAGCCAUCCUCUUCGGCCAGCGCUGCACCAGCGAGCCCUCCGCAACAUUUUGCGGAACAUGAACAGGAAUCAGUGGAUGAGAGGAUGGAAAUUGCACAUGAGCCUCAGGAACAGCCGGUGCAGGCGCCUGCAGCUGCUCCUGACCUUCAAGUGGAACCUGAGCACGCAGCGGCCCCGGAAGAACCACCUCAACCCGGGGCGCACAGGCAUGUUGGGCCAAAGGUGCACAGCACACCGGCUGAGAUCAUGAAGUUGAUUGAGCCUUGUGACAAGUUCCGAAUUUUUAUUGACAAGAAUGCUCACCGCUUCAAGGUGGAAACUCGGGUGAGUGAUGACAGGUUCAAUGUCGCUCCGUACAAGGGAAAGACUUUCAACCGUAGUUUUUUGAACUGUUCCUGGAGAUCGGCCUUGAAGCUUGUGCAUCAGCAUGCCUGGCUUAAAUGGGCUCUUGUGAGAGACACUUGGCCAUGCGACAAAGACGAGCAAGACCCAGGAGUAGUACCGGAGAAUGUCUACCAGGCAUUGGCUCCAAUUAUUGCUGAGAUGCCUCAAGCUGUCAAGUACCCAAGAAGCAGUUGA